AUGACUCAGUUAUUCGAAUUUGACGAUGAGCAGCUUGCGUCAAAGAUCGAAAAACUGGACUUGAGGGAGUUCAAUGAGCCAGAAGUGCCUAAGGUUGGCGAGUUUGCUUCGUCUGAUGGGAUUGGAAGCCGGCUAGCCAAGUCCUAUGAAGUGCCCAUCGACCUGCCUUAUCAGGCAGGAAAACGCAAAAAGAAGGUGGCAGAUUUCCAACCAAUCAAAGUUUUGGGCAAAGGUAGCUACGGUAAAGUCAUCCUGGUCAAGGAUAAGAGCUCCGGUAAAUUAUAUGCACAAAAACAACUCCGCAAGGCUUCCAUGAUUGUGAAUGCAAAGAAUUACGAAAGAACGCUCACAGAAAGAACCAUCCUCGAGCGUGUCAGGCACCCGAAUGUGGUCAAAUUGUUCUAUGCUCUUCAGGAUUUCGAUAAGUUGUACCUGAUUUUAGAAUAUCUAGAAGGUGGAGAGCUAUUUCAUCACUUGUCGCAAGAAAGGAUUUUGUCUGAGAAAAUUGCGUGCUUCUACGUAGCCGAGAUAAUUCUUGCUCUCAGGCAUUUGCAUCUGCACACAGGUGUGAUUUAUCGUGAUCUCAAGCCAGAAAAUUGCAUGCUUAACCGACGCGGACACUUGGUUUUAACAGAUUUUGGUCUCAGCAAAGUGUCAACUGAAAGCAGUUCACUUUUUGGAACCGCUCAGUACAUUGCCCCAGAAGUUAUCCAAGGCGAACGUUACGACAGCCAAUGCGAUUGGUGGUCUCUGGGAGCAGUUACGUUCGAUCUGCUGACAGGGUCACCGCCUUUUACUGGUAACAACAAUAAAAGAAUCAUGGACAAGAUCCUCACGCAAAAAGUCAAUGCCAGUCGUGACAAAUCCCGAGCUGGCAGAGAAUUUCGACGAAGAGUUCACUUCGAUGAAGAUCACACCUCCGAGCUCCCCAAUCGAACAUUCUCUGCUCAAAGAAAUAGAGGAAGAGUCAAGAUCAACCAGCACGUCCUCGUACAUCGCAAUCAAAAAACCAACCGCUGA
Molecule: messenger RNA, 1020 nt
Organism: Ogataea angusta
Lineage: Eukaryota; Fungi; Ascomycota; Pichiomycetes; Pichiales; Pichiaceae
Exons: 2
Coding region: 1-1020 (339 amino acids)
Biological process (GO): protein phosphorylation
Molecular function (GO): protein serine/threonine kinase activity; ATP binding
Source: RefSeq, a predicted model, not a curated record